AUGGCAACUAGGACACAAUUCGAAAACUCAAAUGAAAUAGGCGUAUUUACCAAGCUGACAAAUGCUUAUUGCCUAGUUGCUGACAAUGGCCCUGACAACUUCUACAGCGUUUUUGAAAGCGAGCUUUAUAAUCAUAUCCCAGUAAUCCGUACCUCGAUUGCUGGGACAAGGAUAAUUGGCAGAAUCACAUGUGGAAAUUCAAAUGGUCUUUUAGUGCCAAAUAUAAUUAGUGACAAGGAACUACAAGCAUUAAAAGAUUCCCUACCUGAAAAGGUAAAAAUCAAGAAAAUUGAAGACAGGUUAUCUGCAUUGGGGAAUGUUAUAGCGUGCAAUGACUAUGUAGCUUUAAUUCAUCCAGAUUUAGAUAAAGAAACUGAAGAAGUUAUAGAAAAUACAUUAGAAGUCGAAGUAUUUCGAACCAUGGUGGCUGGAAACGUACUAUCAGGCAGCUAUUGUGUUUUGACAAAUUUAGGUGGAUUAGUACAUCCUUUAGUUAAAAUUGAGGAAUUGGACGAGUUAAGCGCACUUUUGCAAGUGCCACUGUGCGCAGGGACUAUUAACAGAGGAAGUGAUGUUAUUGCUGCAGGACUGGUCGUAAAUGACUGGUGCGCUUUUUGUGGGGUUGACACAACCUCAACUGAAAUUUCAGUGAUUGAAAAUAUUUUUAGACUUAAUGAAGCAAAGGGUGGGAAUGGAGGAAGUGGGCUGAGAUUUGAUUUGAUGGAUACAUAUUAA
Molecule: messenger RNA, 735 nt
Organism: Blepharisma stoltei
Lineage: Eukaryota; Ciliophora; Heterotrichea; Heterotrichida; Blepharismidae
Source: the annotation of a GenBank genome assembly